Molecule: messenger RNA, 1257 nt
Organism: Ciona intestinalis (vase tunicate)
Lineage: Eukaryota; Metazoa; Chordata; Ascidiacea; Phlebobranchia; Cionidae
Product: exosome complex component MTR3-like
Biological process (GO): nuclear mRNA surveillance; rRNA catabolic process; U4 snRNA 3'-end processing
Cellular component (GO): nuclear exosome (RNase complex); nucleolus; cytoplasmic exosome (RNase complex)
Molecular function (GO): RNA binding
Source: RefSeq, a predicted model, not a curated record
AAUCAUGGUCCCAAUCAAUAACAGAGUAGAUCCCAAUCGUCGUUGAAUUUAGAGCGUGUUUCUCUGCCUUAAAGAAACAUACUAGUUACAGCGCUGUUAAAUAUACGUAUAAUAAAAUAUUUUUAACCAAAUAUUAAAUCAAUUCAAAAAUAUAGAUCUGCCGUGCAAGACAUAUAAAUCGGCCUGGUAAAGAAACACGUGGGGGUCUGUUAAGUAAGUUUCAAAACAAAUACCAAUACAAGUUACAUUAAGGGUGCUUGUCUUCACUGUAGCUGACAAUGCCAACGGAUUCCCGUCGAUUGCCAGCUCCAGACAUCAGUUAUAAUGCGAAACUGUUCACAGAGAUUGAGAAGUUGAGUUUACUUGAUGAUGAGGAGAAGAGAGCUGAUGGGAGAUACGUCACACAACCUAGGGAUGUUUUCCUGCAGUGCGGAGUUAUUACACAAGCCAAAGGGUCAGCUUAUUUUGAAAUGAACAAAACAAAAGUGAUUUGCUCUGUUUAUGGACCAAAAGACAUUGAAAUGAGAGAAGAAUUUCAAAUCAAUAAGGGGAAGUUAAAAUGUGAGUUGAAAUACGCGCCAUAUUCGAGCCCAAAACAUGGAGAUCACAUUCCAGGAGCUUCUGAUGUGGAAAAAUCAGACAUUUUACUCGAAGCAAUAUCAUCAGGUGUCUGUCUCCAACGUUAUCCUAAAUCUCAAAUAGACGUUUACGUUAUAGUACUAGAGGAUGAUGGUUCAGUGAUGCCAGCCGCAAUUACAGCAGCAUCUGUUGCCCUUGUUGAUGCUGGGAUAGAAAUGUAUGAUGUCAUCACUGCUUCAUCAAUACGAAUUGCUGGGCAAGAUACGUUCAUAAUUGACCCAACAUCCAGUGAAGAAUUUUCACCUUUAAACUUGGAAAAGUCGAAUGAUCUCAACCAAGGAAUGGUAAUGGUUGCUUUGCUGCCAUCAAUCAACCAAGUGUCAUCUGUUGUAUCAUCAGGACAUCUUGAAUGCAAUGUCUUGCAAGAAGCAAUCAGGUCAUGCAGAUAUUCAGCACAAAAUCUUCACUCCAUUGUUAGAAAAUGUUUGGUAAAUUCACUCAAAAAAAGCAAUCAAAAUAAUUCACAUUAAAUUAUUAUGUUGAUUUAAACAUGCAGCUUAAAUACAAUAUGGUGGCUAAUCAUGCUUUCAACCAGGGUCAUCCAAUUACAACAAGGUUUGGUGCUAUUUUACCAACUUCAGUUUUUGUAAUUGGCAAUCAUAGAUAUCACACAAAAUA